CAAAACACAACUUCAGAGAGGGAGCCCGAUCAGCCGAUCCAUUGCCCAAGGCAUAUGGAAAAAAAGGAUGGGAAGAUCCACAUUGGAACAGACAUUUGGCUGCGAGAAGAGGUGUGGAGAAAAAUUGAUUCCACAACAAAGGACUCGCUCUUUGUGAAGGAGUUGGCUGUAGCCAUAUGGGGUACAGCAGAGUUAAUGGGAAGAAGUGUGUCUGGAAAGGACUGCCCGAGCAAAACGACCGAAGCAAAGCCUCCCUUAACCCCAUGCAAGCUUGGGACCGUAAAAGAGUGCUUCAGAGGAUGGCUGAUCAAGCAAAACAUGGAGAAGACCGAGAGGGAGAAGAGGGAGAAGUUGUCCGGUUACUUAAUUUCGCAAAAAAUACAGGACCUCUUGAAAAAGGGGAAGAAACAGUUGAAAUAAAAAUCUGAAGGAAUGGGUGUUUGAUGUUUUCCAAUUUGUAUUAAUGUUCAUGUUGUGUGUUAUAAAUGAUGUUCCUGCUUCUAAUCAUUUGAUGUAUGAGUAUUUAUUUACAGACAAUACAUUCUAUACAUUCUGGUAUACCUUUCUGGUAAGG
This is a messenger RNA of Gymnodraco acuticeps, 574 nucleotides long. RefSeq names its product BEN domain-containing protein 5-like. The record is from RefSeq and is a predicted model, not a curated record. Lineage: Eukaryota; Metazoa; Chordata; Actinopteri; Perciformes; Bathydraconidae. Gene Ontology annotation, biological process: negative regulation of DNA-templated transcription. The transcript is spliced from 3 exons. Bases 55 to 420 code for a protein of 121 amino acids. Gene Ontology annotation, molecular function: DNA binding.